AUGGCUUUCACAUUUGCAUUGCCUUGCAGAUCGAUUCACGAUGGCUUUCCCGAUUUCCACUUCGAUCAUGAGCAAGCCAAUUUUACCUCUGAUCAAGAAAGCGUGUACGACGCAGAUGUAGAAGAAGUCGAUGUCGAAGAAGAAGAAUUGAAAUGCGAAAUCAAUAGCUCGAUCCACUCUCCUACUCAAGCAGCUCCCUCCCCAAUUAUCGCUUGGCAACCCUUCAAUACUACAAAAUCUGGCAUCGCAGGAGUUGAGGUUGCUCGAGUGGAUAUUGAUGAUCAAGUAGAAAUUCUUAAGGGUGUAGAUUGGCAUGCCGUUCGAACUUCGCAGAAACAGACUGAUGCCCCUCAGUCCAGUGGUUGGACACCCAUCAACGUACCUCCAACCAACACUUUCCAGAUUAGCAGCGAAAAUACCUUGACUUCCGAUGCUGAAGACACCCAAUCUAGCUUUGCUCAAAGUACUUGCUGGUCCGUCAUCAGUGGUUCGCAGACCGAUACCUCACAAGCUACCAGUAUCGAAGCCGAUGAAAAAUCACCUCACUACCUACAGAUACGAAGUACAUCGAACGUGCGCCGUAAGAGAAUAAUCAAGUCCCUCAUGAGUACCAUGGUUGAUACUCCCCAGCUCAAGGUCCACUUCAGGAGAUAUAAGGAAGAAUAUUGCUCUACCCUGGCAAAGGAGAAAAUCGAGUGGUUCAGACACCGCACUCCAUGUUUGAAUAUGGGCAAGAGGGUAGACUAUGAUUCCGAGAUGGCAAUCUUGAAGUCAGAGUGGCACGAAUUCUUGGAGAGACGCAGAUGGUUGAAGAGAGAAAUGUUGAGGAUCAAGAAUCUUUAUACAUUUUCAAGAUGUAGACGUCAAGAAUGUAUCCAGUAUAGUUUGAGAGCAAGUUAUGAUAUUGCGUUCAUCAAAUCACUUGCGGAUAGCUGA
Messenger RNA from Sclerotinia sclerotiorum 1980 UF-70, 936 nucleotides. RefSeq lists its product with no specific name. Bases 1 to 936 code for a protein of 311 amino acids. Lineage: Eukaryota; Fungi; Ascomycota; Leotiomycetes; Helotiales; Sclerotiniaceae. The record is from RefSeq and is a predicted model, not a curated record. The transcript has a single exon.